This is a messenger RNA of Mesorhabditis spiculigera, 390 nucleotides long. Lineage: Eukaryota; Metazoa; Nematoda; Chromadorea; Rhabditida; Rhabditidae. The record is from the annotation of a GenBank genome assembly.
AUGACAAAAGAACAAUGGAUCGCCGACGCCUUCGAUGAGGUCAAACGCGAGAACAAGCUGUGGGACGGGUAUUCUUGGAAUAUGUGGAUCGGGCUUCACGGUUCUGACGCGAAGGUUCGACCCGAUCCUAGCCAGUGGUACGUCGACCGGGACAUGAAGCACUACUACCGGAAUUGGGCCUCGAAGCAACCGGACAACUACUGGGGGACCAAGCGGGAAGCUUGUGCUUAUAUGUACAUCCGCGAAUCGUUCAUCAAUCACGCAGCCAACCCCUGGGACCCGGCCACGUGGAACGACUGGGAGUGCAGCAAGACCAUGUUCGCCGCCGUCUGCGAGCAGAGCGUGAUGACCUCCGGCCAGGGUUGCAUCAAAUCGAAGCUGGCAUUGCAG